AUAGACGGAUUACUGUUCCGUCUGUAUAAUUCCCUAUUUCUCAAACGCUUUAUUUUCCUUCGCCGCUAGCUUCAUUUUUACUUCCCUCCUUGGAUUUCCCAUUUUCCCUCUCUAAUUUUCGAGCUUCCUUCCCCAAAUCUCCAAAAUUCAUUUGAAGCCAUUCGAACUCAAAAACCCAAAAUUUAAUUAGAUGUUUGGCCGUCUGGAAGGCCACCAGAAGAAGACUCAAAGCUCUUGUUUGAUCCCGCUCCCUGUACUUUCCUUUACCCAUAGAAAAAAGCCAUGGUCGGAGGUCAAUUUUGGCUUGUGCGACCCGACGAUGGAGAUCAAAGAAGGCAAAUUAGAGGGUUGUGAGGGUAAGAUCAGACAUAGGUUUAAGGCAUCCUCUUACCCCCUAUAAAUAGUUUGUUAAUAGGGAGAAAAGGGGGAUUUCGAGAGGAAGCUGACAGAGAAAGGAGAAAGAGGUUUGCAAGUUAUGGCUACUUGGGAGGUGUCGACGGUGAAGAGAAUUUGUCAUUCCAUUGCUGAAAUCUCUGUUUCCUUGGGCAAGUUUUUAGGGGGGUUUUCUCAUGCUCCUGACGAAUUACUAACUUAUGGGGUUGAUAUGAAAAUGAUAAGAUUCGAUGGAAUUUUGCAAGGCAUAAUCUAUGUAGUAAUGAUCAAUUUACUCUUGGCAAAGAAUAGCUUUCUCAUACUUGUUGGUGGCUAUUUUGGAGAUCUUUCUAAAAGAUGGAGCAAGCAAGGUUCUUUCACAUGGCCACUUCUCUAUAUUCAAGUGUCACUGUCGGCAUUGGAAAUGGGUGUAUUUUCACUUAUUGUUUACUCUACUUUUAUGUAUGGAAUAUAUGUUCCUAAUUGGCAUUUCACUAUCCAUAACAAGGAUAGUGAUGAUUAUGGGAAGGUUUUCUCUGUAACUUGUAGAGUGAGAGGAAAACUCGAUCCUCCUUGUAAUGCAAUGGUACUAAUAAACAUAUCAGUAUUAGGAAUCAAUCACAUGUACCAAGAUUCUGCAUGGAGAAGAUCUAAGGGUCCAUUAAGAAAAGAUGCUCCAUCAUGGUGUCAUGCCCCCUUUGAACUAGAAGGGAUCCUAAGUUCAAUAUCUUCCUUUCUUUCCACAAUUAUUAGAGCACAUUUUGGGCAUGUGCUUAUAUACUUGAAGGGUCAUUCUGAUAGAUUGAAGCAUUGGGUCAUCAUGGGACUUUUUUUCCUUGUUUUAGGACUCAUUCUACAUUUCAUUCAUGCAAUUCCUUUAAAUAAACAACUCUACACUUUUAGCUAUGUUUGUGUCACAUCAAGAACAACAGCACUGGUUUUCACGACAAUCUAUAUUCUGAUAUGCAGGGUGAGGAAGAAGUGCCAAAGGUUUCUUGUUUGUGGAUUACCAUGCACUGUGGAUGAAGAGUUAUUGAGACCUUCGGAGGAUGGCCUUAAUUCCCUCUUGAGCAUAGAAGAUUUGCAUGCUCUUAUUAGCCCAGUUCCUCAAGGAACUCCCCUCCCACUUGUUCUGCUGGGGAAGAACAAGGAACGUGCUGAGCUGCUUGGGUGGAUAUCCCUUUUCUGUUGGAUGGGUUCUUCAAUUUGCAGCAGCUUGAUUGAGCUUGGGGAACUUGGGAGGCUUUCAGUAUCAAUGGAAAAGUUGGAGAAGGAGCUAAAGAACGGUGAUAAGUGCCAAGUAUGUUUAACAUAGUUACUAUUUUGUGUGUUUACAGUUGGAUUCUCCUAUUUGAAUUUCCAUAUUAUAUUGUAGUGGAUAAAAAGGGCAGUGAAUGAAUGUUAUUGUUUGAUGGGAAAUUUAUUUUAUAGAGAUUUUUGUGUAUUGUAAAAUGGGUUAGAGUACCAUUUGUUCUCAAUAUAUGAAUAAAAUGUGUUAAGUUUU
This is a messenger RNA of Rubroshorea leprosula, 1876 nucleotides long. The record is from the annotation of a GenBank genome assembly. NCBI's taxonomy places the organism in Eukaryota, Viridiplantae, Streptophyta, Magnoliopsida, Malvales, Dipterocarpaceae.